Oncorhynchus mykiss (rainbow trout) is the source of this 2688-nucleotide messenger RNA. The record is from RefSeq and is a predicted model, not a curated record. Lineage: Eukaryota; Metazoa; Chordata; Actinopteri; Salmoniformes; Salmonidae.
GUCCCCUUUGCGAUGCCGUAGCCAGUGUUAAUGGCACGAUGGUAGAAAAGGAGAGCUUGGAAUAUAGUAUUUUGUCGGAAACCAGCUUUAAACCGCAUCAGUGCCUCGCUUUGCACUGGAGAGGGCUUUCAGUAGCUCGCGCUGAUGGUCCUAGCCGUGGGAGGUACAUGGAUGGGAUGAUCCACAUGUUGACUAAUGGCUGUUCUGAAAAACAAAAUGUAUUUAGCUAAAGAGAUGAAAUCAAAUGAUACAUCCCAGAAGAUCAUCACAGCGCGGUGACUAGCGCACUCUCCAUUGUGUGCAGCAGAAUGUCUCCAAGGGUGGCGACUCUGCUGUCCGGACUGUGGCUGUUCUUGGUUCUGUCUUGUGCUGCUAGGUCGAUGUGGCAAGCCUGUGACAAUGGGAAGCUCUUGCUGGGGAGAGACCUGCCCCAGUCAGUUGUAUGGAGCUGUCCUGUGAUUUCCUGGCCAGAGUCCACUACCCAGAAGAUUCCUAGCAUUGAGACAGAGUAUCCCCCACAGAAUGAGAAAUCACGCCUGGUCUCUUCGUGACAUUUGUAUCUGAUACAAUAUGUCUGGCCUCUUUUCCUGUCUGACCUCAGCCGAUUGAGCACGUCUGCAUGGACACACCCAUCACCUACAAUCACACUAUCCCCAACAGUGGCGCUCACCGGACUGUAGGGGCAGAGAGUGGAGAGUACCUGUACUGCCCCCCUCAACGCUGGCUCAACAACCUGCAGCAUGGAGCAACAGUGUUUCUGUACCAUCCGUGUGCUCCUGUUCGUCAGCGUGACCUGCUGUCUGUCCUGGGCCACUGCUGUCUGUCUGACUACAUCAUAACGCCACACCCUGACCUCAGCAAACACAGACCGUUAGCGCUGGUGUCCUGGGGUCGCACUCUGGAGCUGUCCCAGGUGACCACUCCGGAGGUCUGUGAUUGGCUGCAGUUGACAGCGGCACACGGUAACAGUGGCGAUGUGGGUCCAAACAGGAAGUAUAACUUGCUGUUGACCCAUCCUGCGGAUCACAAACACGCAUACCCAAAGAAGUCUCGGAAGCAGUGCUGUGAGGAGACCCUCGCUCUGCUGCUGGAUGGACGGUUGGAGGUGACAGACAGGAGGAGAGGGAGGGUCCGCAAGAGCCGAGCUGCACUCGGGAAUGAGGGGAGGGAGAAAGAGAGCCGGACCACCGUGUUGCCGCCUCUAGCAGUCACCAAGACCAACAGGACUACCCUGGACAGACCUGAAGCACAGGGCCCAUCCAUAGUGAGGGCUACACAGAGAGAUACGGACCAAGGACUCAAAGUGACUCAACCUCGCCGCAGAGAAAAUAACACGGAUGACAAAGAGCCCAGAGGGAACGUGAGAGAAACAGACUGGCUGAACCAGAACGAAGCAGAGGACAAGAGGCAGAGCGGGAAACCGCGAGACAUCCAGGGGAGAGGGGUGACGAGCAGCAGACGCGAGGGAGAGAGACGGCCCCGUAACUCUCCAACCGAGAGGGUAAAGGCUCUGUCUCAGAGUCGGCGUAAGCAGGUGGCUGUCACACAGGCGAACAGCCAGGACAGGAGAGCAGGCUGUGAUGGUAGGGUGGCCCACAGCGAGUGCACUGAGACCGUAGCUCCGCUAGGGGGCGCCGCGGCUGGACCCGGUGACAGGAUGCUGCCCACUCCGCGGACAGACGAGGCGGUGUGGGCGGCGGCGGCGUUGGGCUUCCUCCUGGUGCUGCUGGCACUCUCCAUGCUGCACACCCGCCUUUACCGCCAGUGGCGCACAACGCCCAGCAUGUACUGGCAUGACCCCAAGCAGGACUACGACAGUGUGGCAGAUGUGAUCCACAGGAGGCUGAAGAUGCCAGGGAGGAGGAAGAGGAGGGUGUCCAAGAGCCGACGACAGGAAUGUGUCCUCCUACCACCCAGCUCCAGCACAGAGGAGGACGAGUAGAAACAGACUGUUUAUUCUGUUUAUCUGUUUAUUACACCCAUCUUGGCUUUAGCCCUGGGAGAAGGAAGGACACUGGGACCUAAAAGCAGGGUACUCUCAUUUGCCUAAUAACACUGCUCUGUUGAAGAAACUGAGCAUUUUAUGGAUUUUUUAGUAAAGAGACCUCCGAUUCAUCUUUUAUCAUUAAGGAAUAUUUUAGUAUUUUAACUGUCAUACAACACUCCACAGUAUAAAACCCCAUUCAAUCAGAUCUCAUUCACAAUCACCACCAAUGAUACCAUUUUACUACGCAUUCAAUUGUUCUCGUAGGGGCCGAUUCAGACUUAGAAGUGCGUAGGAAAGGGGUACAUUUCCUAAGUAGUUGGUAUUCAGACUUAGGAAACAUACGCCUUUCCUACGCACUUCUAAGUAGUUGGUAUUCAGGCUUGCCAUAUGAAGGUUUGCGAGUGUGGCUCCAACAAUAAAUGUAAUUCAACUCCGGAAAACACCCACUGGUUGGCCGACAGAAUUGACAAGGGAGUUUUUGUUCAAUACAUUUUCUGUUAAUUUAUCUAAAGUAAUCCCUUGUAAAUAUGUGUUUGGACAGUGAAGCUAACCAUUUUUAUUUUAGGACAAACGUUUCAUGAGGCAACCUUUUAAUUUGAGGGUAUUUUCAUCUGUUUUACCUUUUAGAAAUGACUUCUCCAUUUGAAUUAUUUGGACAAAUUCACUUAGUGUAUUAAAGUAGUCUCAAGUUUUGUAUUUGA